GCGAAUAACUCCAAAACAGUAUAACUGAGGGGGUCUGCAAUCAAUUCUUUCGCCCCAUACUUUCCUUCUGGUCAUUACACCCGUAAACUAUUCCAACUUUGUACACCACAACGAAAAUGUCCAUGACACCAGGUUCGAAAUCCAGGUCGUCCACCCCGACAGUAUUCGAACAGCAGCGGGAGGAACUGGUGAGAGAGAUCGCCGUGGGAAUGGAACAAGUCCUGCAAAACAUCAACCGAUUGAACCGAAACCUAGAAAGUGUCGUUGCAGUGGGCAACGAGUUUAGCUCCGUUGAAGCUCUCUGGUCUCAAUUCGAGAACUUCAUGGGACGGCCGGAGGAAGAGAAGGCCGAGAGUGGUGUAAAGGAGAAAGAGGAGCCUCAUGAAGACCAGAGCGAGCUGCAUGAGCAGGAACUCGCCAAUGAGAGGAGCGAGUUAGACGGUUAAGAUAUGAGACAUGAUCCAGAAUGUUUUCGGUGCAUGGCUUGGUGUAUUGGAGUUCAAAUUUGGGCGUGUGUACAGUUUAUUCUCUAUCUCUAGAUGAUAUAGUAUCAAUUUACAGGACAAAAA
Molecule: messenger RNA, 569 nt
Organism: Aspergillus pseudotamarii
Lineage: Eukaryota; Fungi; Ascomycota; Eurotiomycetes; Eurotiales; Aspergillaceae
Product: DASH complex subunit DAD1
Exons: 3
Coding region: 117-446 (109 amino acids)
Cellular component (GO): spindle microtubule; mitotic spindle pole body; mitotic spindle
Source: RefSeq, a predicted model, not a curated record